GGGACGCGUCUGUCACCAAAAAUGGCCUCUCUUGAUAGGGUAAAAGUAUUAGUUUUGGGAGAUUCCGGGGUUGGCAAGUCUUCUUUGGUCCAUCUGCUAUGCCAGAAUCAAGUUUUAGGAAAUCCAUCGUGGACCGUUGGCUGCUCAGUAGAUGUACGGGUAAGCAGGUUCAAGACUAUAAGGAGGGAACCCCAGAUGAGAAAACCUUCUACAUUGAACUCUGGGAUGUUGGAGGAUCUGUUGGCAGUGCCAGCAGUGUCAAAAGCACAAGAGCAGUCUUCUACAAUUCAGUUAAUGGAAUUAUAUUGGUCCAUGAUUUGACAAAUAAGAAAUCCUCUCAGAAUCUCUACCGCUGGUCACUAGAAGCUUUGAACAAGGAUUCCUCUCCAACUGGAGUCAUUGUCUCAAAUGGUGACUAUGACAGAGAACAGUUUGCUGAGAACCCGGUGCCUUUGCUGCUGAUUGGAACCAAGUUUGACCAAAUUCCUGAGAACAAGCGCAAUGAGGUUCUCACUCGAACGGCUUUCUUGUCUGAAGACUUCAAUGCAGAAGAGAUAAAUCUUGACUGCACCAACCCAAGAUAUCUUGCUGCAGGCACAUCAAAUGCUGUAAAACUUAGCAGGUUCUUUGAUAAGGUAAUUGAGAAAAGAUAUUUCACAAGGGAUCCAAGUCAGAUGACUGGUUUCACAGACAGAAAACGAUUCAACUUCAAAAGUUUGCACUAUGACUGAAAAGCUGUAAAUUCAACAACUGUGAACUGUGGUGUGAUCUGACCCCGCCCCUUUGCUCCCACUGGCUUAAACAUCAACUAAUGGAAGAAAAUAUAGAAAAAAUUCAUGAAAGCUGAAAAUGAAAUUUGACAAAGGGAGCUGAGGACAUUUCAGAGAAUGAAGAGGCAUGAUUGUAAUCAGCUGUUUUUUUUUCACAUGCCUAGCAUAUACGCAUGCACCAUCUUUUGAAUUCUUUUUCAAAACUAAAGCAUUUUCAGUAAGUGAAGAAAGAGCCAUUAUUCCUUUGACUAGUGGCUCGUGCAUCAUUCCUCUCUUUUUUUCAUGGUUUUCUCAAUCCAGGGGAUAAAAAAAUUGACUUUAGUGAAGACAUGGGGAUACUUUGGAUCAUUGCAAUUACUUGCGAAGGUGAAAGCUGUUAUACCUUGAGGCAUUUUGUUGCAGAUAAGUGGUCCACCAGAAUCACCCUACAAAAAAAAAAAAGCAUCAGAGAGACUUGAUUGAGGAGUCUGUAAAAAGGUUGCACAUUUUUUGUCAUUAAUAAAAAUUUAAAAAUA
Molecule: messenger RNA, 1285 nt
Organism: Archocentrus centrarchus (flier cichlid)
Lineage: Eukaryota; Metazoa; Chordata; Actinopteri; Cichliformes; Cichlidae
Gene: rabl3
Product: RAB, member of RAS oncogene family-like 3
Exons: 8
Coding region: 99-731 (210 amino acids)
Molecular function (GO): GTP binding; GTPase activity
Source: RefSeq, a predicted model, not a curated record